GAAGUGAUGGAGAUAUCUCGCCGGCGGUCCCCAUUCUCUCUCCUCUCUCUCUCUACUGUAUAUCGUUUUGCUAUCUAUGGUGGGGGAAUCUGGAAAGUGAAGAAAACCGAGAAAUCAGUUAUCACUUUCUUCUACAAUCAACGCAAGCAACUGAUUCAGAGAACUGACAGCUUUGCACAGAAAUAUAUACAAACAAAAAGAGAUAAACACGUCAAAUCGUAACCAUCCCUACCAUAUCUAUACAAGUAGGCACCUCCAAUCGUUUCUUCAUCUUGCAUUCUCCUAACUCCCAAGCAAUCGCAUCAUUAAAAGCAUCCGCGUUAAUUUCAAUCAUUCAAAUCGCAUCUGUAAGUAUGACGAUGCUUUUCCGAUCGAAAUCAUGCGGUGUUAGUAGUGCCGGUAAGUUAAUACCGAUCUCGUCUCCUCCUACUUCGUCUCUGUAUUUGUCACCGGAAGAAGAUGAACAGGAAGAUGAAGACGAGGAGGAGGAAGAGGAGGAAGACGAUGUAUGUUUUGCAUCUAAUCGAGUUCGGACGCCAUUUUUGGGGACGGAAGGUCAAAUACCUAACAGUAAUAGUAACCGUCAACAACAGAAUCAGAUUUUGGAUAUAUUUCUGGCGGCAUUAAGGAAAUCUCUGGUUAUGACUUGUAGCGUUGAAACGGACGAUGUUUCCUCCAUGGAUAUCGGCUGGCCGACUGACGUUAAGCAUGUUUCUCAUGUAACUUUCGAUAGAUUUAAUGGAUUUCUCGGUCUUCCUGUUGAAUUGGAGCCUGAAGUUCCUCAUAAGGUUCCCAGCGCAAGUGCUAGUGUUUUUGGAGUAUCGGCUAAAUCAAUGCAGUGUUCAUAUGAUGAAAGAGGGAACAGUGUGCCAACAAUUCUUCUCAUGAUGCAGAAACGUUUGUACAUGGAAGGAGGAUUGAAGGCUGAAGGGAUAUUCAGGAUAAACCCUGAAAACAGUCAAGAACAAAGUGUUCGACAUCAACUUAACAAGGGAGAAGUACCACGGGGAGUUGAUGUACAUUGUUUGGCUGGUUUAAUAAAGGCAUGGUUUAGAGAACUUCCAACUGGAAUUCUCGAUUCUCUAAACCCCGAGCAAGUGAUGCACUGCAACACCGAAGAUGAAUGCACUCAUCUCGUCAAGUCCCUUCCUUCAACCGAAGCAGCACUUCUCGACUGGGCCAUCAACCUGAUGGCAGACGUCGUCAGACACGAACAUCUCAACAAGAUGAACCCGCGCAAUAUAGCCAUGGUUUUCGCUCCAAAUAUGACUCAGAUGGCUGAUCCAUUAACCGCAUUGCUUCACGCGGUACAAGUGAUGAACUUGUUAAAGACACUCAUCGUCGUAACACAUAGAGAAAGAGAAGAGUUAAUCGGUAAUAAAUCAAGAUCAUUACGAACAUACAUAGAAGAUGAUUCAGGAGGAAGAUCACCAAUCUUACACCGUAGCGAACUUACAGAUGAUCGAGGGAGAUUGAUAGAUUUCACGCCGAGUAAAAACUUGAUAAACGACUACAAUGGUGUUAGAGAAAGCGAAGGAAUACUCGAUAAACUCAAAUUUAAGAAAGGGGUAAGAAAAUUGUGCAAACAUCCAGUUUUCCAGCUGAGUAAGUCUCACAAUUGUAAAUAGUAAUUUCUUCAUGUUUCACUUUUAUCCUUAUUGGGUGAUUAGACAUUAAUGGUGGUAAAUUUUUCCAUUUUUUUU
Molecule: messenger RNA, 1703 nt
Organism: Impatiens glandulifera
Lineage: Eukaryota; Viridiplantae; Streptophyta; Magnoliopsida; Ericales; Balsaminaceae
Product: rho GTPase-activating protein 3-like
Exons: 6
Coding region: 354-1628 (424 amino acids)
Biological process (GO): signal transduction
Molecular function (GO): GTPase activator activity
Source: RefSeq, a predicted model, not a curated record